CCACAGUUUUUUUUAGAAAUGGCUCUUCACAAUCAGGAACCUCAUCUCCCAUAAUUCUAAGCGCGCUAAGGUUAAAUAAUCGAAUGCAGAGAGACUGCUGCAGCGCUACCGUUAGCCCGCUAAUGAUGAGUAGCAAGCAGAGAAAAUGAUGCGCACAGCGUCGUAAAAGUAUGCAGUUUCUUUGAGUAAUCUGUUUAGGAAAAUGAGCUAAAUAUUUUGCUUCAAUACCAUCACGUUUUCUCGCGCAUUCCCUCUUUACUACAUCGGUAUCCGAGCGGGUUUAGCGAGCCGGUUGAUUUGAGAGCGACGAGGCUCCUCUGUCCGCCGCCGCUGUGGGGUUCUGGACAAAGCCAGUCAGAUGUUGGAGGAUACGAAAUGCAAUCAAAACUGCUGCUUUUAUAACGAGUUUUGAAGUGAAAAUAUUGAGUUGAGCAUCAUCCGCUAAGGUGACUUCGAUAAGAAGAGGAACGCGUGUUUUAGGAGGGCGAGAGUUUGGAUCUCGCACCGAGGGAAGGAGGUGGAAAGACCCGCGGGGAAGAAGGAACGUUUGGGGCUCAUCUGAUGCCAGUGAUGGCAAACGAGCCGAUCAUCCUGAACGUCUAUGAUAUGUACUGGAUCAAUGAGUUCACCAGCUCUCUCGGCAUCGGAGUCUUCCACUCAGGGAUCGAGGUUUAUGGAAGAGAGUUUGCUUAUGGAGGACACCCGUAUCCAUUCUCAGGGAUCUUUGAGAUUUCACCAGGGGACGCAACUGAACUUGGUGAGACGUUCAAGUUUAAGGAAGCCAUAGUGUUGGGCAGCACGGACUUCACAGAAGAGGAUGCGGAGCGAAUCGUAGAAGAGAUGGGGAAGGAGUACAAGGGCAACGCCUACCACCUCAUGCACAAGAACUGCAACCACUUCUCCUCAGCACUAUCAGAGAUCCUGUGUGGCAGGGAGAUCCCCCGUUGGGUCAACCGCCUGGCCUACUUCAGCUCCUGUGUGCCAUUCCUCCAGAGCUGCCUGCCCAAAGAGUGGCUGACCCCGGCUGCCUUACAGUCCAGUGUGAGCCAGGAGCUCCACGGAGCAGGCUCAGAGCUGGAGGAGGCGGAGGAUGCUGCAGCCACAGCCUCCAUGGCCUCCGUGUCACCCUGCUCGCCGUCUUCCUCCUCCAGCCCCUCCUCCUCUUUGCCUAGACAUAAUCGCCCACAACCACGCAGGUAGAGCCAGCCAGGACAACCUGGAACUUAACUUGUGGUUAAAGAGACGGUCGCACACAGGAGAAUCUGCAGCAGCGGAUUCAUUCAGCUACGGUCUCAAGCCCCGUCAGACCGCAGAGUCAGGAUCUGGACUGCUACUCGGUCUGAGUGGAAACGUCAGACAAAUGUCAGCAGAGGUUCAGAGCUGUCAGAGUUGUUCCUUGGGAAUAAAAAGCAGAAAAGUUUAUUUUCUAAGAUCUUUAAAUAAGUUUUCACGUGUCUUGUUUAGUCGACCUGCCACAAGCAGAUUUCAUCCACUCUUAAAGUGGUGUCAGCUUCUCACCCUAUUAGAAUAAAACAUGUAUCUGAUUGGUUUGAUGCUAAAAGCUUUAUAAUUACAGAGACCAUUCAUUUUCACUUUUACCAGUGAACAAUCAAAGUUUCAUCAGACAGGUGUUUGUUAAAAUAAGGGAAUGCAAAUAUUUACUGGGAGAACUCGGCGUGCCUCGACAACACCUGGAGGCUUCUGAAAGCACGACGUCCCUUAUCCCGAAAGUUCCCUUGACUUUCUGAAUCAGUAAUUCAGUUUUGACAGUUUCAUCAGAAAGUGUGAUCAGAUUAGACCAGAACUACAAUCAGGCUGAUCCAGGACCAGCGUCCACUGAUCUGGGGAUCAAACCCACAGCAGGAAAACAGAUCUCUGAACCCUCUGAGUGAGGUUGUUUAGCAGGCAGUGGAUUUGAGAAGAGACUAUAUACAUCAGUAGCAGCUGCCAUGGUGCCUUUGAGCCAGGUACUUUCUUACACAACCUGUAAAAGACUAGUUUUAGUUUUUAUAAUGCAAACCUAAAUGAAAAGCUCCUCUUUAACUGACCUGAAAUCAGCACAUUUUCCCUGUUAGGACACACACGUUUAGGGAGCAUCAAAACCGUUUUAAGGAUUAUUUUCUAUAGUUGUGAUUGAUUUUAUGUUGGAAGAAUGACUUGAAGGUGUUGUUUAUUCAGAUGAAUCUUUUCUUAUAAGUCCAAUCUGACUUUUUUCCCCAAACUCAUCGGAAGCUCCACACGUUGCAGAACGGGUUCCCUUUAAAACCAAGAGCUGCUGAUGGGUUUAAAAUGUUUUUAUAUGAAAUCUCGUCGUGUUUCUACACUAUUAAGAAUCACGUUUGGUCCAUUUUGAUUAAAUUUGAUAAACUCAGGACUUGUGAGUGAAUCAUUUUCAACUUUUUCCCCACAUUUUGCAUUUGUGCCGUUGCUCUUUUCGAUGCAGUAGCUACUAAUGCUGUUUUGUACUUUAAAAAAAAAUCUUGUCUAUUUUCUUUUCAUUUUUCUAAUGUGUGAGAAUGACUUUGAAUGUUCUUGGGUCAGAUUUCCCUCGCAUGCAUCUUCUUCAUAAAUACUUUAUACCAUUUGAUUUGUUUGAUAAAUAGAUCCAUCAAUCCACCUUCGUUUCAUUAAAGUUCAUAUUUUAGUAACAUUUAUUUAACACAGGCAUUUAUUAUUUGUGUUACUUUUGUGUUUUAAACAGAAUCAGUGUUCCGGAGGCAUGUCUCAUGAAACCAGCACCAGACUUGAGUGAGGAUUUAAUGUCAAAACCCUUUUCGGUUUGUUUUUAUGUACCACACUCGCACCCUCUACUGGGCGUGAAUUGUACUGUUACUGAGGUUUUCCGACAGCUUUUCCAACUUUUUUUUUCUAAUCCAAAAGCUAAAAUUUAAAAUCGGAUUGUUUUUCUUUAACUUAUUUAAAAUCCCAUUUAGAAUAUUUCCAGGACCAAAGAGAGUUUCAUCUUCAUGAAUAUUAAUUUUAUUGAUCCUGUUAAUUUACCUUUUGCCUUAUUGUUUAAUAUUUUAGUUGUAAAUAUUAUAAAGUAUAAAUCUUAUGACAUUUUCAUACAUUUUAAGUGCACAUCAGGAAACCUCAGUUCAUUUAGACCAGGGGUGUCAAAUAUGCGGCCCGAGCGCCGGAUCCGGCCCGCAAGCAGGUUAAAUCCGGCCCGCGAGAUGGUUGUGUAAACUUUAUUUUCAUACUUUACAAUGUAGAGUGAAAAUAAACGUAUCUUUGUGAGCAAGUUUUCUCUGUAAUGAGUAUAAAUAAAACAAAGCUGCACUCAAGGCUCACACAAGAACUUGAAUCCCAUCCUGAAGUUGGCCGCCACUCAGGAUGUGACUUCUGAUAUUGAUGUGCUGGUGAAAGCUAAAAGAUGUAAAGUAAAAUGAGUCAAAUAUACUUUAAGUGCUGCAUGAAACUGAUCUAGUCAUGUGAUCUGUAAGCUCUUUGAAUCACUAAGGAAUGUUUUUUUUAUUUGUUGAUUUUUUUUUUCAAAUUUUCAAGUACACUUCAGGUGUUGUACUUGUACUACACUGUCCUCAGGCUCCAGCCUUGUUUUAUAUUGAUUGUAUUAAAACAAAGAAAACAAUCUGAAGUUUUUUUUAAUUUACUGGUCCGGCCCACUUGGGACUAGAUUUCCCUCAAUGUGGCCCCUGAGCUAAAAUGAGUUUGACACCCCUGAUUUAGACCCUCAGAAACACUGAGUUCAGCAACCAAACAACUGUAUUCUGUUGGUUUAUUAAAAGAAUAGAAAAACA
This is a messenger RNA of Nothobranchius furzeri (turquoise killifish), 3761 nucleotides long. RefSeq names its product desumoylating isopeptidase 2 (gene desi2). The record is from RefSeq and is a predicted model, not a curated record. Lineage: Eukaryota; Metazoa; Chordata; Actinopteri; Cyprinodontiformes; Nothobranchiidae. Gene Ontology annotation, molecular function: deubiquitinase activity. Gene Ontology annotation, biological process: protein deubiquitination.